This is a messenger RNA of Paramisgurnus dabryanus, 1379 nucleotides long. Its product is annotated as CMP-N-acetylneuraminate-beta-galactosamide-alpha-2,3-sialyltransferase 1-like. Gene Ontology annotation, biological process: sialylation. Gene Ontology annotation, cellular component: membrane. Lineage: Eukaryota; Metazoa; Chordata; Actinopteri; Cypriniformes; Cobitidae. The record is from RefSeq and is a predicted model, not a curated record. Gene Ontology annotation, molecular function: beta-galactoside (CMP) alpha-2,3-sialyltransferase activity.
UAGCUGGCAGAUAAAUCUAUACAUAAUAUGUACAGUAUAUUGAUAGUUAACCCCUACUACACCACACUCUCUUGUUUGGUUGUUUUUCAGCGGGAGUGAGGCAAAAAGAAAUGCGAGUGUUCAGAUUUAAGAAUUACUACAUGACAGUGGUUAUAUGUGUAAUUGUAGUCUGUAUGUUGCUGGUCUUUCAAACCCCUUUGAAUGAGAUCUCAGAUGGGAUGUGUGCGUGUAGUCACUGUGUCAGACAGCAGACCCAUAGUUCUUGGUUUAAUCAACUCUACUACCCCUCUAUCCAAAUGCUGCUUACCAAGGAAAAUCACAUGCUCAAGCAUAAUAUCCUCAAGUAUUGGAAGGGUCUUCAGAAAAAUAAAAUAUUUAAUGAAGCUAGCUACACAGAAGUGGUGAAUAAGUUGUUUUCGCUAUUUCCUAAUGAAGAACGCUACACUGAUGCUGGACCACAGCGCUGUAGAACCUGUGCUGUGGUUGGGAACUCUGGGAACCUCCUAGGAUCCCAUUAUGGGUGUCAAAUAGAUCUUCAUGACUUUGUCAUUAGGAUAAAUAAGGGUCCAACGAAAGGUUAUGAAAAGGAUGUGGGUUCGAAGACCACUCAUCGGUUCAUCUAUCCUGAGAGUGCCGUGGAUUUGGACAACUCCACCCAUCUGGUGCUUUCCCCAUUUAAGAUCCUGGACAUGCAGUGGCUCAUCAGUGCUUUCACCACUAAAAACAUCACAAGAACAUACAUAAAAGUUAAGCCGAGUGUAAAUGCCAACAGACAUAAGGUAAUGAUUCUUCAUCCUGCUUUUAUAAAAUACGUCCACGAGGUUUGGCUACUAAAGCACGGCCGAUAUCCUUCUACUGGCUUUCUCGCAAUUGUAUUCGCCCUGCACGUCUGUGACCAGGUUUCCACGUUCGGGUUUGGUGCCGAUCAGUAUGGAAACUGGUAUCACUACUUUGAGAAAACCGGGCGUAACCUUCAUACGGGCGCUCACAGCGGCAGUUUCGAGUAUGAUACCAUGAUGCGGCUGUACCUGGAAAACAAAGUCCAGGUGUUUAGAGGAAGAUAAUUAAGAUAUUUCUAAAUUUGCACUUUUUACUUCUGCACUGCCACGAGAGCAAACAGUAUCACAAUGACACAAUGACAUACUGUAUACUCUGAACAUAAUAAUACUUGCAUAAUUUUUGCCUUGAGCAAUGUUGUGUCAGCAGAAUGCAGAUGUCUGUGUUGGUUAGCCUAAAGCUACUCAUGAACUUGUUGACUUUGGUGAAAAGCAUAGCGUCACACAUUCAUUCUGGUUAGUCAUACGUGUGUGAGGAAGUUCAUACAGCUUUUGUGCCAAAUUACCUGGGUAGAUUUCUUACAGAUACCACCUACAAUAAAG